Messenger RNA from Aspergillus novofumigatus IBT 16806, 1522 nucleotides. RefSeq lists its product as uncharacterized. Bases 365 to 1468 code for a protein of 367 amino acids. The transcript has a single exon. NCBI's taxonomy places the organism in Eukaryota, Fungi, Ascomycota, Eurotiomycetes, Eurotiales, Aspergillaceae. The record is from RefSeq and is a predicted model, not a curated record.
UUAAACGGAAAUCAGUCGAUCACAAUUGCAUGCUCUAUAAUCAUCACAUUGCCCGACUGGUCAAAUAAAACCUUCAAUAUCAUCAGGUGCUUCUGCAAUGGGUCUCAAGUUUAUUCCAGCUGAGGGGGUCCUCGUUUGCCUCCCUUAGGUGAAUAACUACAUUCACACACGAGCUUCACCAUGGACUCCCACCGAUUCUUCGGAGGCCUUCGAAGCCACACCUUGAGAUCACUCUACUACGAAAUCCUCUCCUUGCACCCAUAUCCAGUUUGCGAACUCCUAUCUCAUUGAGACAAGGAUCGCAAUAUCUUAGUCACGCCGUGAUUUUGCCUCCAAGAAAUUAAAGGCUACUCAGCUCAUCAAAAUGAGCACGCACACAUUGAACAAGAAGUCCUGGGAGUCCCUCUCUUCGACUUUCUCCAACCUCGAAAUAUCCGUUUCCCAGGACAGCUGUUACGCCUCGGACGAGCUCUCCAUCAGUCCGACCAAUCCUAUCACUGCUGGCACGUCGCUAGCCUCCUCCUUUACGCCAGCCCGCCAGGAUUCUCUGCACUCGCUAUUGAAGCCCAUUUUGAAGAGGCCGUAUUCUGAUAUUGAGGAAGAUGAGGAACCUGAGUCUGGCUACGGAACAGACGAUUCUGACUACGAUUACGCUUCUGUGUCCGAUGAACAUGACGACGAAAUGUAUGCGGUUUCCACAUGGGACGAGGCCUCGGAUGUCUCCGAUGCCAUGUCGGAAACAUGCGAUGACGAUGGUGAAUCAGUGGACGGUUCAUUCAUUUCGUUCGAAUCCGUGGUGCGUUUCGACACCAACGUGCGUUAUAUUGAGGCGCCAGAGCCCCAGGAAGAAGAGAUCGAGACACCGCGAACCGAAUUAACCUGCCAUGAAUUAAUGGAAAUGGCGAGGGCAUCUGGCACUCUUCGGCUCCAGGGUGAACAAGCCGCCAAGUCUGACUCGAGUGAGAAAACGCUGGAACAUGAUGACCUUGGUGAUUCAAUCAAGCAAUGGCCAGAGGAACACCCGAGUGAUAUUGUCGACUUGGACAAGAGACUAUUCAUUGCCUACAUCAACGGCAUCAACGGAAUUGCCGACCCCGGAUACAAAGCGCGUCUCCGCGAAAGAAUUGAUGAUAUCAGAAAGGGACAUGCGCAAUCUCCAUACCUGGAGUCUGAUAACGCGCAAGGGGUGUACCUAGAUAAUGUACUGAACCACGUCCUGGGUACAUUCCGCAACAUUAUUGUUCAGGAGGAGCUUGACGAACUGGCCACUCUCACUGAGCGAAGGGAAGCCCGGCAACAGAGCGAGGCGACUGAAGGACUCGGUAACGAGCUACUGGAUAAGAUUGAACAUCUUCUUUCUGAGAGACUGGCAGGAAAUGAUGUCGAAAUCGGCCAGGAUGAGCUAAGCUUUUUCGCUGGCGGCGUUGCUUAUGCUCUUCAGAAUUGGGCCUCGUAUACAUCACACUGAACAAGGCUUCGUGGACCAGAAGCUCUUCUACGAUGUUUGAUGAAUGAAAAAAAU